AUGUCUCUGAUUCUAUAAAAUCUUUACUUAGGAAGUGUUAGCAUCGCCAAAGAUAUUAAGUUUAUUAAAGAAAAAAACAUAAAAUACAUUCUUAUUUGUGCAAAAGGAUUACAAUAAUAUUAUCCUAAUAAAGUUUAAUAUAAGCAACUAAACAUUUCUGAUAAUCCUUGUACAGUGAUAAUUACACAUAUUCCAGAAUCUAUUGAAUUCAUUCAUUAAAACAUAAGUAUAUUUUUAAAUGUAAUUUUAUAGAAAAUGCUGCAAUUUUAGUUCAUUGUUUAGGAGGCAAAUCUAGAUCAGUUUCAAUAACAAUUGCUUAUGUUAUGUUUUCACUACGUGUAACCUAUGAAUAAGCAUUUUAACAUGUCAAAUAACGCCAUUUUGAAGCCUAACCUAACGUAGGAUUUAUUAAGUAAUUGAAGGCUUUUCAAAAAGUAUUAGAAAUUUAUGGCAAACCAAAAUAAAAUGAUUUCAAAGUUUUAAAUUAAAUUUUGUUUGAUAAUAAUAUUGAGACUUAAGUUAAAGAUAAACUUAGUUAAAUAUAAUUUAAAAAUAAUUAUGAGAUUGAAGAAAAUUAAAACAAUGAAGAUAUUUAAGAAGAUUUAGAUAUUUAAUUUUUUUAGUAAAAAUAAGAUUGA
Paramecium primaurelia is the source of this 638-nucleotide messenger RNA. Lineage: Eukaryota; Ciliophora; Oligohymenophorea; Peniculida; Parameciidae. The record is from the annotation of a GenBank genome assembly.